Molecule: messenger RNA, 2946 nt
Organism: Penicillium lagena
Lineage: Eukaryota; Fungi; Ascomycota; Eurotiomycetes; Eurotiales; Aspergillaceae
Exons: 1
Coding region: 1-2946 (981 amino acids)
Molecular function (GO): protein binding
Source: RefSeq, a predicted model, not a curated record
AUGACCUCCAGACCAAAUUACUCCAUAAAUGUCCCACCGGUAUCUGAAACGGAGCGACAGCCUCCUGGCUACCGGCCACGGCCUAACCUCUUUGACAAGGUAGCAUUCGGCCCGUACAUCAGCGCCGAUGAUGCAAGACUUGCAUGUCGCGCGUGGUUCGAGCAAGACAGUUGCCUUGGAAAGGCAUGGAAGGACCACGAAUACCGUGUCUUUCCAAUUCAGUUACCUGAUGUGAUACCCCAUGAUCAUGACCCGCGCGUAAUCAACGGGUUGGCGACCAAUGUCUACGAGCACCUGAUGGGCGAUCCAUUGUGUCCCGUUACACGAUGGGAGGAAGAUAACCCGGUUGACCAGACCUGGGAUUUAUCGGAAUUGUUUGAGGAGAUUAGAGAUAAAGUCGCUAUUCGUGACGAGAAUGUUCGCAUUUCGAAGUACUGGACCAAUACUGUCUUGAACGCCGAGUUGAGGAAGAGAGGGUUACCCGUAGCCAAACCGAUGAAGGAAAAGCUGUCAGCAAAAGAUGCAAGGAGAGAAAACCAGGACCGCCUCAUCAACGACGAGCUUGUCAAGUGCUACUCCUUUCAAUCGCACAGUGAUCUGUCGCACUGGGGAAUCAAUCGACCGGAGAAGUACAGGGUACAGCCCGCCACGGACACGGAUAUGACGCCGCUCGACAUAUACACCUUCGCCAUUCACUUGAGUCCAUACAACCCAACCUACUGGCUCAGCCGGGCAUACUGCCAUUACCAGCAAGAAUUUUUUGACCUGGCCAUCGGCGAUGCCUAUCGCGCUCAACUUCUCUGCAAGGUGGUGUCGGACAAUCUUACUAGAAAUGAGCGACCGGGACUCUACUCGCGCAUCUGGCACGCAGUUGAACAACACUUUAUAGCAAUUCCUCAACAUGGCUUUGACUGGAAGUCAGAAAUUAUGAUCUACAUGCGCAAGAACGGCAUCACCAACUUCAUUCCAACGGUUCAGAAUGCGGCCCUUCACAUCACGAGUCUCAGCCUCGCAUCGCUGAAUUGCUGGGAUGACGUCGAGGCACAAUACCGGCUGUUCUGUUCAACAUUCACUUCCUCCGAGUCUGAUCGUGACCAGAGAGUCGUUGAAGAGCGGAGACGACUAACCAAGCCUUCUGCGGAAGAGUGGCAAAAGGAGAAGGGUAAGCAGAACCUUUUCCCCUUUGAAAGGACAUACGGAUCAGUCAAGGGCACCCACAAAUAUCCAUAUGAGGAGGAAAUCGAUCGUUUUGACCCGAAAUUUCGCGAUGUGCUCAAUCGCUGUCUCUUCGAAGCGCCCCCAGAGACCCUGAAACCCCCAACAUGGAACUGCGAGGUCAAAAAAGUGCCCGGCAAAGAAGGCCUAGGAGUUUUCGCCACAGAAGUUAUCAAACCGGGCGAGAUUAUCUAUUGCGAGGAGCCGACCAUCCGGGGUCAUCUGCAUAUGCGAGGACUCAACGGCGAUAAGACACAAAGAUUCAUAGAAGGUCGGCCGGGAUGCCUAACCUGUAAGAAGACGGUUGACGAGACCAUCGAGGCCCAAUAUCAGACAUGGAAUAUACUGGAUGGAACACAUGAGUUUCACUGCAACUGCAUUGUUGGGGAACCAACACGUGGGAACGGGAAGGGAAGCCCCAGGUGGUGCACAGGCAAGUACCCUGCCUACAGGCAGAGUAGAGAGAAGGCGUGUUUGGAGAUUACGCGCGAGCAGUUCCAAUUUGACAGCUGUGGAAAAGACUGGUUGUGGCUGCACGAAGCAAUCAAGCCGACUCUUAAAGUCCACAAAGAGCCGAGAAGAGUUGAACCACCGCCAGGGUCCAAUGAACCGGUAACUUUCAAAGACGAAGAUGUUGAAUAUAUACUUGAAUUAAACGAGGACCAUGGGGCUGUUUUGAGUCUGCUUCUCAAAAACGUCUUCGAGAUCACACUGCACCGACGUCAGCAGGGAACGGACCCGCACUUACUCCCCCACGAGAUCGAUGAACUCCUUGUUCUGGACGGUUGGUCCGAGAACAAUGACUACUGGACCGGCAGCAAUUUCCCGUUCAACAUUACCGCCAACAUCCAAGUGCCAUUCGACAUUCUCUCCCAACUAGGAGUGGAUAUCUUCCGCGACUUCAGCUUCGACACAUGGGUCAUCCAAAUUGUGUUGCGAAAACUACUCACCAACGUGGUACCCUGGGAUGGACAAUCGGGAGGCAGAACCAAAAGCACCCGACCAGUAGGCCCGGAUACGCCUUUGAAAGAACUCGGCGAACAGCAAACGAUGAAACAAAACCAGAAUUCAUUCGCUCAAUGUGACCCGUCUUUCUCCAACCUCUAUCUCUUCCCGGGAUUCAGCAUGUUCAACCACUGCUGUGCCAUCAAGCAGCUUGGUGAUCCCGCAAAGUACAAUGCGGAUUGGGCAUAUGACAAUGUGGUCCCCAGCCGCAUUGUUGUAUGGGCGCAGAAUCUUGUCAAGCCAGGCGAAGAGAUCCGUCUCCGGUACAGAUCUUCCGCAAUCCGGUCAGACGGGCCCGGCGCGAUACAGCUGUUUGGAGGGCCUUGUCAGUGUAAACAGUGCGCAGAUUCCGGAGGCGCUCGAGAUCCCAUACGCUUUAGAGGCGCUGUUGCUGGAGGAAAAGACCCAACAUCGACAAGGAAAAAGCAAGACACGGAAGGACAAACGACGGAAGAACAGACGGCUGAAGGACCAGCAACAGAAGGAGAAGGCACGUUCCGAAGAAGAAAUCGCGAAGGCGACAUAUAUUCUGACAAUGCAGAAAACACAGCAAAUACUGGAUCCAAUACACAAGACGAACAAAAGCUGAGCUCUAUGAAGCGGAAAAUGACCCAAGCCUUCCUUAUGGUUGAGCAUGAGGAGGAAAAUGAAGCAACGAGGAUGUUGAGGGAGGGAAAAGUACGCACAAUCGCUGGAGAGAUUGUGUUUUCUGAAUAUCCUUUAUGA